GGAAGUUCGGGGAGAGGGGACGAUGGACGUUUGGGUGUGGGGAUUGGAGGGAUGUGGAAGAGAGACGUUGGAGGUGGAUCUAUCUUUGAUGCGGAUCGGCGUUUCGGGAGAAGUUGGCUGACGAGUGUACAUGUUUUAUUAUUACAGGAACUGGUGAGGGAAAGCAUGGGGGACUCGAGGCUGAUGGCGGUCCAUGAAGAGCUGCUGGUGCGGUACGUGGCCGUGAUCUGGGCAGGCGGUCAUGAGGAGGGAGAGCGGAUAUCGGAUGUGCGCCACAUUGGGGAGCGGUACUUGCCGUCGGGGAGGGUGUGGGCUGCCGUGUUUGGGGCGGAGACGGCGGCGGCGGCGGCGGGUGGCACGGGGCGGGUGCUGGAGGAGGUGUAUGAACGGUGGCGGGGGCAGGCGGAGGGCGAGGCGACGAUGGCGUGGGCGGGGUGGCUGCUCGCACAGAGGCGGGGGCGGGAGGCGAAGACGGCGGUUAUGCGGGUGAGGGGAGCGGAUAAGAGGCGGGUGUGUUCGUGGUGGGCGUCGGUGGUUGAUUGAUGGUAGCGUAGACGGUCUGGCCCGGGCUGUGGGUUGCACGCGAGUAUGUCGGAGAAUGGAGGACAGAAGGGAAGACUAUCCGAAACCUGUGCGCGUGGACGUGGGCGAGGGCUGCACAUGGUGCCUGCGCAUCCAACUCCUACUUUAUCUUCCCAUCCAUCCACCACCGUCCCUUCCUCUCCCCCCUUUCCCGCCUCGUCCUGCCCUACAGCCUGCAGCCACCGCAUCGCUGGUGUGCGAGAAUAAGGUCCUGAUUGUCCCCGCCAGUCUCGUAGCGAAAGUGCAGGCGGCAAUCGACUCCUCUUCUCAGGCUUUCUCCUCCACCACAUCGUCCGCCCCCCUCGCAAGCCCUGCGCCGUCGUCGCUCUCGACGGGGUCCCCCCUGCUGCAUGCCAUUCCGCCCCCCUACCAGACUUUGAGCCGGUCCUUGUCUGUCCCCCGUCCACCUCUUCGCUGAGCACAGGCCGAUAUCUCAAGUCUCUCUCUGGCUAAUGUUGCAGUACACCGUACACCCGCCCCCCCUCGACUUUUCCGGCAACAAGAAACAGUCCUCGACUUCCUCCAAGUUUCGCUCUAAUGACCCCAACAAGCCUCCCUCAUCCCGCAGGCCAUUCACGUCCCCCUCUGCUUUGUCCAACAAGCGUCCUGUCGAGGGACUCCCGACCGCUCUUGCUCCCCCUUCCUCUUCUCUCCACCUGCCUCUUUCUGUAACUUCUUCCUUUGCCGGCUCGCCCCUCCCCACCCCCAGCUUCGCUCACACAACUCACCAUCCCCGCCCCUCUUACUUCCCGCCCCUCCAGCAGCCGCCCUCGUCCUCCGUCAUCGACAUCGCCCCCUCCGAGGACAACAGGUCGAGCAGGCGCUCAGACUCGUCCUCCGCCGUCGCUGACAUCCUCACAAAGGGCGAUGUCGUAGGCGAGGGCAUCGAUCUCCAGGGCGAGCCCCUCCGCAGGCUCCCCAUCGACGCACAUGCUCAGCCGUCUCCGCUCGACCACGAGGAGCCCGCUCGCGAGUUUGAGGUCGUCAAGAAGCUCGGCACCGGCUCUUACGCCGUCGUCUAUCUCGUCCGCCAGGUCCUCUCCCGUUCCCCCCCGUCCUCCGACGCCGGCCACAUCAUCGGUGGCCGUCUCGAUCUCGACGAGGAAUUCAGCCCAAGGCCGUCUGUCGAGUAUGGCCGCGAUUUCGCUAUCAAGCUGCUUUCCAAAGCGAACCUCGACGAGGACGCCCUGGCCGCGCAGAUGGUCGAGGCCACCAUCCACCAGUCGCUCCCUACUCAUCCAAACAUUGUAACGCUCUAUCGCACUCUCGAAACCUCCUCUUAUUUGCUUCUCUUGCUCGAGUAUGUCCCAGGCGAGGACCUAUUUUACUUUCUUGAACAGGCUCGCGACCACUACGAUCUCGAUCCGUCUUCCGAUGACUCUAAUUCUUCCACCGGUCGCACGCCGCCCACGCCUGGGCUGCUCUCGUCUCUCCAUCCCGCUCAACUUCUCUCACACACCCGUCUCCGUCUUAUCGCCUCCAUGUUCUCUCAGAUGUGCGAGGCCGUCGCCGUCUGCCACGACGCCUCCGUCUUCCACCGCGACAUCAAGCCUGAAAACUUCAUCGUCACCGACGGCUGGACGACCAACGCCGAUGGUUCUCGGGAACGCAAGGUCAUAGUCAAACUUAGCGACUUUGGCUUAUCCACCACCGACGUCGAUUCCGCCGACAUGGACUGUGGUAGCGCUCCGUACAUGAGCUACGAAUGCAGAAACAAUGUUGCCCCAACGUACAAGCCCCGUGCCGCGGACGUGUGGUCAUUGGGCAUCGUCUUGAUCAACAUGCUUUACCACUACAAUCCGUGGACGGACACCGCACACGAGGGCUGCUCUUCUUUCAGUCUUUUUCGCCAGUCGCCCGUGAACUUCUUCCUGGCGAGGUUCGCGGGCAUGUCGCACGCCGUCGCUCAUUACCUCGCCGAUAAGGUUUUCUGUAUUCUUCACGACUCCACCGAUGACUCGCAGCGGGUCUCUGCUCGCGAAUUCGGCCUUUGGGCCAAGGACCUUCCCGCCUUGCUCGGGCAAUCCUCACCCUCCAAGCCAACGCACAGUCGCGUGUCAUCCACGACGUCCAUCAUCACUGGACAUCCUCUCUCUUCCGUCCCGCCUUCGCGUCGUCCGUCUUCGAGACAAGCUUCGUUCCACGGCGCAAGCGUCCCUCUCUCGCGUGGCCUCUCCCGUGCACCCUCCCUCGGCCCCGCAUUCGAGAUGGAAGCCACCGAGCUCUCGAUGUGCCACGAAGCAGAAGAGCCCGACGAACGCUCAGAGUCACGCGCGACUUCGACCACCAAACGCCGGAAGCGCGGGGCGCGCAAGGGCAAAGGCGGCGUCGUCCAGACGUCCACGUCCGACCGUGAUUUCACCGCGGACAUCCUCGCCUCGGCCUCGCAGAGCCUCGCUCGCGAACUCAGUCGUGCGUCCAAGGGCGCGGCGACGGCGUCGCUCAACUCGCCCAGUCUCUCGUCGGUCAGGUCGCCCGUGUCCGACGCGCCCGCUCCCAAGCUGCCAGACGUCGUGCAGCCGAUCGUGACGAAGAAGGCGUCGAAGUGGAAGCUCGGGUUCGGGAAGACGUCCAGUUCGUCCGCUUCCACCACGACCGAUAGGGCCCUCGGUGCGUCUGCGGUAUCGCUCGGCGCGGAGUCGAUUUCGACGCGUUCAGACGGGUCGGCGUCGAGGCAGAUGUCGUCGACGGCGGCGAACGUGACGGGGCUGAUCAUGGGCCUCAAUCCUGCGACCGCCGCUACGCCCAAGGAUGUUGGCAAUCCCUCGGAGGACAACGGUGGUAGCUGGGGACGUGGACGACAGCCGAAGGCCGCUCUCGCUCCUCCUGCGGUUUAUAGUGGCGCUCAUUCGACACUCAGCGGGACGUGGCCACGCACCCAGGCCGCUCACUCGCCGUCGCCUGCCGCCGUUCACCACCGUCAAGAAAGCUCGAACGAGAGCGCCGCCGAUCCGAACCACCACAACAGUCACAACCACAGCAUCGAGCAGUGGGCGACGGGCGUGGACAGCCGGCGAGGCGCAUCACCGACGAGUACGCGGAACGGAAAGCCGCUGGCAUCGAGCGCGAGCUCGAUCGCGAGCAGUAAGAGUAAUUGGCGGAGCUCGAUGUCGAGCACGAAUACGAGCACUUCGGCGUUUACGAGGUAUAGCAAUCAGAGCGUGAGGAGCGUGGCGACGAAUGCGACGAGUGUGAGUAGUGCGUCGUCGCAGAAUUGGAGGAAUGGGAAGGGCGGGCAGCCGAAUGGACGGGUGGGCAGGCCGCCUCCGAAUGUGAAGAUCAUGUCCGGUGUUCCUUGGGAAUUGACCGAGCUCCCCCGACAACUUUAUUCGGAUCCUAACGGCGCAGUCUUCACACCUCCACCGCGCCAACGACCCCGCAAACCGAAGUCCCAACAAGCCCUCGGUCCCAUUCCCGAACGCCCCGGCCCCGGCGUCGACGCAUCCUCGUCGUCUUCCAACGCCGCACACAAGGCCUCUUCGUCUUCCAACGCCGUGCACAAGGCUUCUUCUUCCUCCUCUCCCCUGGCGUCUUCGUCCUCGCACAAGGCGGCGUCUUCGUCCUCUCACCUGGCGCGUGCACCUGUGUCUAUGUACAGGCAGGAUGCGGCGACGAGCACGACGGAUCUGGACGGGUUGGAGCACGAUGGAGGCAGUGCGGAUGGGUCGUUUGAUUCGCCGAAGAAGGUGGUGCAGAAGGGACAGAUCAAUGCGUUGGCGAAGAUGUUGUCUGCGCUGAGACGAUGAGGGUGAGGGGCCGCGUGCGUGUUACUGUCGUUUGUGUUUGUUUUUACGGUUAUGGUUGUUAUCGAUCGCAGGUUGUUGUUUUCCUUUCCGUCGUCCGAAGCAGAUGAGGAUACAUGCAUGAGGCGCGCGUUUCUUUGUGGUGUGGUGUGGGGUGUGGGUUGAGCGGGGUUACUUUCGAGUAGUCGUUCGUUCGUUGCGGUUCUGGUCAAAGCGUACCCAUUUCCCCAUCUCCCCAAUACAUCCCCACCUUUUCUUCUUUCUCCCUUCUCGCUCUACCACGUUUUCCAUCAUACUCAAUACUCAUACUCAUGUCCACCCUCUCACCCGUCACUUCAACUUUCUCUUCAAACCCUUCAAACCUUCAACCUUUCCCGCGCUCCCUUCACCUUCAAACCCCUUCCCCUUCAACUUCAAAGACCUCCUUUCCCGCAAUCUCUCUCCCCCUUUCUCCCGCAAUCUCUCUCCCUUUCUCCCGCAAUCUCUCUCCCCCUUUCUCCCGCAAUCUCUCC
This is a messenger RNA of Stereum hirsutum FP-91666 SS1, 4837 nucleotides long. RefSeq lists its product as uncharacterized. Bases 1035 to 4328 code for a protein of 1097 amino acids. The transcript is spliced from 6 exons. Lineage: Eukaryota; Fungi; Basidiomycota; Agaricomycetes; Russulales; Stereaceae. The record is from RefSeq and is a predicted model, not a curated record. Gene Ontology annotation, biological process: protein phosphorylation; intracellular signal transduction. Gene Ontology annotation, molecular function: ATP binding; protein serine/threonine kinase activity.